Molecule: messenger RNA, 648 nt
Organism: Endocarpon pusillum Z07020
Lineage: Eukaryota; Fungi; Ascomycota; Eurotiomycetes; Verrucariales; Verrucariaceae
Exons: 3
Coding region: 1-648 (215 amino acids)
Biological process (GO): rRNA processing; tRNA 5'-leader removal
Cellular component (GO): ribonuclease MRP complex; ribonuclease P complex
Molecular function (GO): ribonuclease P RNA binding
Source: RefSeq, a predicted model, not a curated record
AUGACAAGCCACCCCACCCAUCCCGCGCACCGCCUCCUCUCCCGCGCCCACUCCCCAACCACUGCCCAAACCCUCUUCACCGAUCGCGUCAAGAACAAACCCCUGAUCCUCCGCCGCCCUCGAGCGGCUCCGCAAGAAAGAGUACUUCCUGCGCAAGCAGAAACCGCGACCGCUGUCGGCGAAGGAGAAGCGCAUCUCGGGCGGUUGAAUCGCGUGUGGAGGGGGUAUGUGAGGGAAGUUCUUGGGCUAGAUGGGACUGCGGGAGGGAAUAAUAACAUCAAGGUGGUGUCGGCGCAGCAUCAUGGUGCGUUGUUGGCGAGUCUGGACUACCAUGGCGCGGAGAUUGAGGUGGUGAGGUGUGCAUGUGUGGGGCGGGUUGGGACCAGGGGGAUCGUGGUGCGGGAUACCAAGUUUACGUUUGUGGUCGUUACGAGGGCGGAUGAGGUCAGGACAAUACCUAAAAGGGAUGCCAUCUUUCGGUUCGAGGUGCCCGUGCCUGAGGGUGAGGAAGAAGGGACAUCUCCCGAGAAGGAAACCAGGCCACCCCAGCAGCCCCUGGUAUUUGAGCUGCAUGGCAACCAAUUCGAGAUGAGAGCUGCCGACAGGGCAAACAAGAAGUUCAAAUGGAAGAGCAUGGAGUAUCUUUGA